Messenger RNA from Durusdinium trenchii, 1266 nucleotides. The record is from the annotation of a GenBank genome assembly. NCBI's taxonomy places the organism in Eukaryota, Dinophyceae, Suessiales, Symbiodiniaceae.
AUGCUGCCCACAGAGCCACCCUUGGCUGUCCACAGCAUGCUGUUUACAGAGCCACCCUUGGUUGUCCACAGAGAGGCAGCCACUGAAAAAGCUGUGACCAAGGCUUCGAGGCAGCACGACUUCAUCUUCUGUGCCAACAUCGUAGGCACUUUGGGCAAUGCCAUCCAAGCGCUUCAGGCCUUCCUAAUCAUCGCGGAUCGACUCCAAGCGAGGGGUUGGCGGGUCCUGGUGCUCUUGCCAGCUGUGGGGCUUCAUGAAUAUGACCGUGAGCCGCUGCCGGAGUAUGCAAACGGCACUGGCUGGGAGGAGCUCUUUGAUUUGACUCCAUUGAAGAAGAUUCUGGAUAUAGAGGAGGUGACGGACACGGUGGCGGAGCGGCGGAGGGUCACCUGCUGGGAGGAAUCCUGUGAGAUCUCGGUGUGGUCGAUGGCACAGGUGCGAGUGCAAGAUCUCCGUGAGGUCCAAGUGCCUCACGUUUGGAUGGGCCCCGGUAAGGAGGAGUGGAUGUUCUCGCAGCUGUAUGACAACCUGGAGUCUUUGGCCGGAUCCACCUACGCAGCCCCCAUCCGGGUCUUCUGGCAGAUGCAGCGCUUCUCGCCCACGCGCUGUGCACCCUUCGUGUACCCAGAGGCUGCGCAGCGGAUCAGUGAGCACUUGCAGCCCAAGCUGGUGGCCUCCGAGCCGUGUGCCUUCGUCUACGUGAGCCACAUCCUUCGGCGCGACGGCCUGUGGCCCCUGCAAAGCGCCAGUGGCUGGUUCACGCAGCCCAUCCAGGCAGCGAUCGGCCGCGUGGCGGUGGCAAUUGGGGAGCUCUUGGAGGAGCAGCAAAUUUCUUGCGCCAACUUCUACGUGAAGCUUCUGGGCCUCUCCGGGCAGGACUUUGUGGAGUUGGUGGAGCAGGGUGCCAGGGAGGGGAAAGUGGGCUUCGUGGCGAAGAGGCUCAAGAAGCGGAACUGUAAACUUUGCAUGGCAGGAAACAUGGAGAUUCUUCAGCGAGCUUCUUAUGCCCCUCUCUUGGUGGCCGAGCCAGACACUUUCUGGCCGGAUUUGCCUGCCAGCCGUUUGCUGGCACAAGAGAAGCCCGUGGCCUACUUGUAUGGAGAAGUGCUUUCCAAGAGGAGGUGGGAUGCGGAGCUGGAGAAAUACGUGGAGCCCGUGCCCAACAUCACUCUGCGACGCCUGAACUGUUCAACCCCCCAGGUCUAUCGAGGCCACUGUUUGGACGAACCACAGGAGGGUUCCUAUGAGUGUUGGCCCGACAGUUGA